CAAUUACUCUCGGCUGCUAAGCAACGACCUUGUGCGUAGAAGAAAUAGGCAGGUUAAAUCUUACAAAUAUAAACAAAUGCAGAAGAGUAAUUAAUUUAGAGCAAUUUACAAUUUCUUUGUAACUAAAUCGACAUGAUUGGUUUCUUCAGUUGUCGUUCUUACCAUACCACUAAGACAAUCUUAUCUGCUACUGCGGCCAAAAGUUCUUUGCUAGGAAAGUUGAGAAAAUCUACUGGAUUUUCAAUAUCAAAUUGUAAGAAGGCAUUGGAACAAUUUCCUGAAGACUUGAAUAAAGCAGAAGAAUGGUUACAGAAGGAAGCGAAGAAGAUGGGUUGGUCAAAGUGGAACAAGAUUCAAAAUCGAGUGGCUGUCCAGGGACUCAUUGGUGUAUAUGCUGAACACAAUAUUGGUGCCAUGGUCGAAGUAAACUGUGAAACUGAUUUUGUUGCAAGAAAUAUAGAAUUUCAGAACUUAGUUGGGAAUGUUUUGCUUGGUUGCCUGGAUAAAAGUAAAGAAUAUGAAAUGCCUGAAAACAAAGAAUUUCAAAAAAAUUUAUUGGGCGAAAUCGAUUUGAUGAAUCUUAACUGUAAGUCUUUGAACAUGCAAGAACUUUUAAGUGCUGCCAUUAGUAAAUUUAAUGAAAAGACUGUUUUUAAAAGAGCUGUUAUUUUAAAAACAAAUGGAAAAUUGUCUGUUACUGGACUUAGCCACCCGAGUCAACAUUGUCCUAAUUUUCACCAAUGUCAAAUUGGAAAGUUUGGUGCUUUAGUAAUCCAUCGAUCAAAAGAUCAACAAGAAGACACCACGUUAGGCACAAAUAUGUGCCAACAUAUUAUUGGAAUGAAUCCUAUAUCUAUUGGAGCUGAAGAUUUGGCCGAAUUAGAAAGGAUGAAAAAUGUAGAUGAUGUUGAGGUAAAAGAUGCUGAGGAGGAAGAGGAGAUUGAGCUGAAAGACUCAGAUGAAACUAGACUUCUCUUUCAGCCAUAUCUAUUAGAUCCAAACUUAAACGUGUAUAAUUAUACUAAGGAACAAGCUGAUAUUUUGGAUUUUGUAAGAUUUGAAUGUGGUGGACAAUAAUAAAGUGUAAUAGAAUUUC
This is a messenger RNA of Parasteatoda tepidariorum (common house spider), 1096 nucleotides long. It is a transcript of the gene mEFTs, whose product is annotated as elongation factor Ts, mitochondrial. Gene Ontology annotation, biological process: mitochondrial translational elongation. The record is from RefSeq and is a predicted model, not a curated record. Lineage: Eukaryota; Metazoa; Arthropoda; Arachnida; Araneae; Theridiidae. Gene Ontology annotation, molecular function: translation elongation factor activity; protein binding.